Messenger RNA from Chara braunii, 2756 nucleotides. The record is from the annotation of a GenBank genome assembly. Lineage: Eukaryota; Viridiplantae; Streptophyta; Charophyceae; Charales; Characeae.
GCGGGAAACGGAGGAGUCCCCAGACGUGCGCACGGCGACACACGGACGCCAUUGUGGACGCCAACGGUCACUUUUUUAAUCGCAGGCGGCAUCGUUUGUCGUCUUCGCUGGCGGUUGACGGCAUAUGAAGGCCCAGCGUCCUUGUCCGCGGGCUUGUGAGGAGAAAGUUCAGCACGGCGUCAUGUGCAAGGUCGCCUGUCGACGUCGAAUUCAUGGCAGACAUGCAGAGGAGAUUGCCUCUGCUGCUUCUCGUUGUCGUCGUCUUCCUGUUUGUCGUCUUCCUCCACGUGUGCUUGUCGUGCCGGCCGUGGAAGCAACGUUGCAAGCGCAGGGCGUCAACGAAAGGCGGUGUGCAGGUGGGUCCGCAAGCAACGGAUGUGGCGAGUACACGACACUCCUGCAGCAGGGAUUGGGAGCUGACGACAACGGGGGAGUUGAUCUCCGGUUCGGGUUGUCUUCUGGCGGCGGUAGGGAGGCGAGCCGCACGUUCAUCAUCGACGCCGAUCCUUCACCGCGUGGCGUUCAACAAUCUGGAAGUCGGCAUAUAGAGCAGUCCACACUUCGUAGCGGUGCAUCCGUUUGUGUCGGUGUCAGGCCAUCGUCAGCAGGCCGGCAGCAUGGAUCGAGUGCACCGUCCGUUGAUCAAUUGACAAGCACCUGCCUCGAACGCAACGGAGUCGCAGUAGGGUCCCUGCGCAUCGGCGGUACACUUCAUUCGAUGCCCAGAAGCACAACGCCGACCCAACCCGACCUCAGGGAUGACGGCACGUGCAGAGCAGCGGUGCGUCCAACACCUAGUGUGGAGAACAUCACACGAGGAGUGUCGAACAUGCGGGUACACAACGAUGGUGGCGACGACGAUGGUGGUGGCGGUGACGAUGCAGACGGGCGAUUCGGGGAAGACGUGGAGGCAGGGGACGACGAUGACGACAUUCCUAUUCGGCCUUUGGGGAAGACGGGCGGGAGGGGGAGAGGAUGCAGCAGGGCUGUUGUUCGUGGUCGAUCCGUUGGUCAUGGGGGCAGAGGUGGCGUCAGCGAUGACGGCGGGAAGUCUGUGACGUACUGGUCCCCGGAAGAGCAAAUCCAGCUGGUGAGAUGCAAGCGGGAGCAAGAGAUGCACCUCGCCGGUCUCGGUCACAAUUACGGGCAGAUGCGGACCAAGGAGUGGAAGUGGGAAGAUAUUGCCAAGCGCAUGGCGAACGCAGGGAGGCCGAAAGACGGAAGAGGGCGGCGGCAGGCCCUGAAAGCGAAGAGGGUGCGUACGGAAGAUGCGUUGCCAAGGGUGCGUGGUCAUGGAGCGCAAGGUUGGGCGGAAGAAGCGGAAGGGGACUGUGACGAUGAGUUCACGGCGGAGGAGGAGCAGGCGGAGGCGACAACGUCUGAAGUACGCGAGAGCGAUCGGCAGCGCUCUUCUGAUCGCACCGCUUCGAAGAGGAUGCAGACCCCUCCACACGAGGCGCAGCAACUGCGUGGCCGUGAAACGCGGACAGAGAAGGCUCCCGUCGUCGAUCUUGGCGGCGAUGAUGACGAGCCCUUGGAGAGAUGCCGCAUUCGCAUUCGUACGACGGCGACCCCACUGCCGGAGGUGGUCGUGCGGGUUGCUACAAACGAAAGUCCAAUCUCGGGCAGGCUGCCCGCCACGCCGUCUCAACCACGUCAGCGCAAUGACGCUGGUGACGGAGGGUCCGUCCAACGUGGUGGCGGGGGGGAAGUCGUGGCAGACGAGCGCAGUUGGCGCCCAGGUGGCAGGUGCCGUGGGGGCAGUUGGUUCAGGCAAUGUGGGCGCCGUAGCGACUGGGAGGGAGGAUGCAACAGUUGUGGCGACGGCGAGAGAGGAGGCGCGUGGCGAGAGGAAAGUCGAGCGGGAGGCAGGCGACGCCGGUUCAAGCCGGCCACGAAGGACAAGCGAUCUUCCGUGCGGGCAGCAGUGGAGAACGUUGCUCUGCGCAUCUUGCACGGAUGGGUAUUCAAGUCCGGAAAUCGGCCAAGGGGAUACCAUGUGGCUUUCCAGUACUCGUUGGAAUCCUUUGCGACGGACAUUGCGAGUGUCAUGUGGUACGGCGAGGAGUGGUGCGAGGUUGUCAGUCCGGCGAUUUGCUCGCACACGAUAGAUCUAUCCAUGGACCUACCGCUUUGGUUCGCCGGCGCCAACAUCGAGGACAGACCAGAGGACGACGACAUGGCGGUGCACCAGGAAUCCACCAUCAUCCGCGUCGCGUAUGCAUUUCGCGCGGCCGUGCAAAUGGGGUUGCUCAUCGACGGCGAGUUCAUCUCUCACGAUCGUCUUUCUCGGGUGGCUGAUUGCUUCAGGCUAUUCUUGGCGGCGUGCAUGUGGAUAAUGCGCAUGGCGGGAGACGAUCCGCGCAGCCACUACGAGGCUUUCGACUUCGCGGACCUCGUGGUGAAGCACGCACUUGUCGAGGCCAUGCAUCGCUCCUUCGAUCAUCGACGAUCCGUCGUCCGUGCUGCGAAAGUUGUCACAGAGAGGCUAGGAAAGGCGACCGCUACAUUCAGACAGUACCCCAACUACAUACCUCAAUGGGCGCCCUGCGGCAUUGCUUUCAGGCACGACACGAGCAUAACGGGGCUGGAGGAUGCAAGGAAGCUAGAUUGGUUGGGUUCGGGCCCCCCUGAUGAUGACAACAACAACGACAGGAAAGAUGACGCGUAGGGGGGGAAGGUUGGGGCUGAUGGUUGGCUGGGGAGGAAGACGGAUGGGAUGGGAGCGGAGGUUUGGCUGCUUCUGUGGACUCGCG